Benincasa hispida (wax gourd) is the source of this 898-nucleotide messenger RNA. RefSeq names its product histone H3.3. The record is from RefSeq and is a predicted model, not a curated record. Lineage: Eukaryota; Viridiplantae; Streptophyta; Magnoliopsida; Cucurbitales; Cucurbitaceae. Gene Ontology annotation, molecular function: structural constituent of chromatin; protein heterodimerization activity; DNA binding. Gene Ontology annotation, cellular component: nucleosome.
UUUGUUUCAUGUCCUUCCAAUUUUCGUCUAUGAUUCAUCUCCUUGUCGUCGUUCUCCGCUUUCAAUCUUGUUUCCAGAUUUACGUUUUACGAGAUAUUAUAACUUUUCCACUCUCCCUGGGUUGCAGGAUGGCUCGUACCAAGCAAACUGCUCGUAAGUCCACCGGAGGUAAGGCUCCAAGGAAGCAGCUGGCCACGAAGGCUGCUCGUAAGUCCGCCCCAACCACAGGAGGGGUGAAGAAGCCCCACAGAUACCGUCCUGGUACUGUUGCUCUUCGUGAAAUUCGUAAGUAUCAGAAGAGUACUGAGCUUUUGAUCAGGAAGUUGCCCUUCCAGAGGUUGGUCCGUGAAAUUGCCCAGGACUUUAAGACUGAUCUGCGUUUCCAGAGCCAUGCUGUUCUGGCAUUGCAAGAGGCAGCCGAGGCCUACCUCGUUGGGUUGUUCGAGGACACCAAUCUCUGUGCCAUUCAUGCAAAGCGUGUUACCAUAAUGCCAAAAGAUAUCCAGUUGGCUCGGAGAAUCCGAGGUGAACGUGCUUAGAAGAUGAUGUAUUGUUGUUUGGUGGAUGGUAUUGGCUGCAAGGAUGUGAUCAAAGACCUAAUUGAUGAUAAUGGUGAUGGAUGAAGGGCGGUUCUUAUUUUUGUUUUUAGCAACGUUGGUAGAUAGUUAUACUAGAAAAACUUGUAGUGAAUAUGGUAAAAAGGCAUAAUGCUUUGCUUGUGCAUGUUAAUGUUUAGUUGUGGAUGAUUUUGUUUUUGUUCUUUUUAAAUGAUGGAGGAGCUUAAUUCUGUAUUUCAUUGGAUUGUGUUUUUGGGGUAUGCAGCCAAACUAUUUGUUGGAUAACCUAUCACAUCUAAUUUCUAGUUCAGAUUUGUAAUUCCAUGAAUUAUUUCCAUCAA